This is a messenger RNA of Glycine soja, 1561 nucleotides long. RefSeq names its product gibberellin 2-beta-dioxygenase 8-like. Lineage: Eukaryota; Viridiplantae; Streptophyta; Magnoliopsida; Fabales; Fabaceae. The transcript has 4 exons. The record is from RefSeq and is a predicted model, not a curated record. Bases 275 to 1291 code for a protein of 338 amino acids.
CUCUCACAAACCCAAUAAAUUUCAUGUGCAACAUGUUGUUUAGCGUUCUGCUCACUCCUACCUCUCCUAUGAUAAGUCCAUUCUCUUUCUUAGUAACUUGAUUUACCUUCAAAAGCCUAUGAAGAGCUAUGGGGAUAGAUGAAAUCCUCCUAUGCCAUCACUUUGUAGUCAUUUGAUUUCAACCUUGUCAUGGGAUAUAUAUAUAUAAAAACUUGUGUAACUUCCGAGUUUGAAAGUACAAUUCCAAGUAUUGGGAGAGCUCACUCCAUAUCAAAUGGAUUAUGAACCUCCAUUUUUAGAGUUCUACAAGCCCCUCCUUCUACAAGGCUCGCACAGUGUUGAUGUUGGCAUCAGUGGCAGUGGCAUAAUUAGAAAUGACAAAUCGGAGUGGCGUGAGCUUCCUCUGAUUGAUCUUGGCCAGUUAAGUCUCGGCCACGUCGAGAGGGAGGAUUGCAUGAGAGAAAUCUGUGAAGCCGCCAGAACGUGGGGUUUUUUCCAGGUUGUGAAUCAUGGGGUUUCACAAGAGCUUCUGCAGAGUUUGCGGCAUGAGCAAGUUGAAGUGUUCCGCACCCCUUUUGCAAGAAAGUCCAGAGAGAGUUUCUUGAACUUACCAGCUGCCAGAAGUUACAGGUGGGGCAACCCAUCUGCCACAAACUUGAGGCAAAUUUCAUGGUCAGAAGCCUUCCACAUGUUUCUUCCAGAUAUAGCUAGAAUGGACCAGCACCAAAGCCUGAGAUCAACUAUUGAAGCUUUUGCAUCAGUAGUUUCCCCCCUGGCAGAAAGCUUAGUGCAAAUUCUAGUUCAGAAACUGAACAUCAAAUUCAGCUACUUCCGAGAGAAUUGUUCAGCAAACACUAGCUUUCUUCGCCUGAACAGAUAUCCACCAUGUCCAAUAUUCCAUUCAAGGGUGUUUGGCCUCUUACCUCACACUGACUCUAGUUUCCUCACUAUAGUGAACCAGGACCAGAUUGGGGGGUUGCAAAUAAUGAAAGAUGGAAAUUGGUUUGGUGUCAAACCUAACCCCCAAGCUCUGGUUGUUAAUAUUGGUGAUUUACUCCAGGCACUGAGCAAUGACAUUUACAUAAGUGCUAAGCACCGGGUUGUGGCAGCUGAAAAGGUGGAGAGGUUCUCUGUGGCAUAUUUCUAUAACCCUUCGAAAGAUGCAUUGAUAGAGAGCCACAUCAUGCCACCAAUGUACAGGAAGUUUACUUUUGGAGAGUACAGAAGGCAGAUAGAGAAAGAUGUUAAGGAAACAGGUGAUAAAGUGGGGCUCUCUAGGUUUCUCUUGUAGUAACAAUUAAUGACACCCCAAGUAUCAGGACCACAUUAGCUGCUCAGAAAGUUGUCCUUCCCAAUCACAAUUCGACAAGUUGAUGUUUCUUCUCCAGGUUUAAUCAUCACAUUUUGAGCUUAUCAUUCGGUACUUUUUGUUCCAAGGUUGAGGUUAGUGAUCGAGCACUAAUUACUAGUACAUGAUAAGAAUGAAAUAUAUGCAUGUGUAAAAAGGUUUAAAUGUUUAAGACAAAAAAAAUAUGAAUAUUUUUAGUUUUUAGUUUUUAUU